Molecule: messenger RNA, 777 nt
Organism: Acanthisitta chloris (rifleman)
Lineage: Eukaryota; Metazoa; Chordata; Aves; Passeriformes; Acanthisittidae
Product: ubiquitin-associated protein 2-like
Exons: 7
Cellular component (GO): cytoplasm; nucleus
Source: RefSeq, a predicted model, not a curated record
CCACAGGUGUAUGGAUACGAUGACUUGCAAAUGCUCCAGACGAGAUUCCCAUUGGAUUACUACAGCAUCCCAUUCCCCACGCCCACCACCCCUCUGACUGGAAGAGAUGGCAGCCUGAGCAGCAACCCAUACUCUGGUGACUUAACAAAAUUUGGCCGAGGUGAUGCCUCCUCCCCUGCUCCUGCAACAACUCUGGCCCAGCCCCAGCAGAGCCAGACCCAGACUCACCAUACCACCCAGCAGACGUUCCUGAACCCAGCGCUGCCUCCAGGCUACAGUUACACCAGUCUGCCCUACUACACAGGGGUCCCAGGGCUGCCCAGCACCUUCCAGUACGGGCCUGCCGUGUUCCCUGUUGCUCCUACCUCUUCCAAGCAGCAUGGUGUGAAUGUCAGCGUCAACGCAUCAGCAACCCCUUUCCAGCAGCCCAGUGGCUAUGGAUCCCAUGGGUACAGCACUGGUGUAUCCGUGACAUCCAGUAACACAGGUGUGCCGGACAUCUCGGGCUCUGUCUACUCCAAAACUCAGCAAUCCUUCGAGAAGCAGGGAUUUCACACUGGAACCCCGGCAGCCUCCUUCAACCUGCCUUCAGCGCUGGGCAGCGGCGGCCCCAUCAACCCCGCGACGGCGGCCGCCUACCCCCCUACCCCCUUCAUGCACAUCCUGACCCCGCAUCAGCAGCCCCACUCACAGAUCCUCCACCACCACCUGCAGCAGGAUGGGCAGCUUCCAUAUUUGCAGAUGAUACUGUGCUGCCAACGCCAGCAGGAAGAUCAG